AUGUUUGGCAGCGAAUGGACAAGAUGGCACGUAGAGUUAGCAGUGCUGGCGCUUGCCAUCGAGGCCAGGGCCAAAAUACGGCAAGAUAAGGAAAUCAGAUUAUUGUUUAAAUACCGAUCUAUUGCCAUCAUCAACUGCAGUUUGAAGUUGGCUUUACGAUCUUUCAACUCUAGACUUCGGAGCCACUUUAUGCAUUCUAAGGGAUAUAUACCCCUAGCAAGCUCUUCCGACUCAUCGCAACCCGACAAAGAGUCCCCUCUCCCGAUGCACAAACACUCGAUUGCCUCCCUCAACAGUGUUUUGGAAACUCAGUCUCUGUCCCAUGACGCCCAAGGCAACUUUGUUGAGACAUCGACAGGCAGGAGAGUGCUUUUGCGCGGGAUCAAUCUUGACUCUUCUGCAAAGAUGCCUCAGGACCCCUUGCAAUAUUCUUAUUCCAAGCCUGACAAAUGUGGCUUCUGGCAGGAGGCAGAUCAUGUUUCCUUUGUUGGCAAACCAUUUCCGCUGGAAGAAGCCUACGAACACCUGACACGUAUAAAGCUUUGGGGCUACAACACGAUCCGCUACAUUAUCACGUGGGAAGCAAUUGAACACGAGGGUCCCGGAAUUUAUGAUACCGAUUACAUUGACUACACUAUAGAGCUGCUGCGCAAGAUCGACGAAAUUGGCGGUCUCUACGUGUUUAUCGAUCCCCACCAAGAUGUUUGGUCUAGGUUCACUGGCGGAAGCGGCGCUCCACUGUGGACUCUGUAUGCCGCUGGGCUCGAACCUCGCAAUUUCCCUACGACAGAGGCCUCGAUCGUACACAAUUUUGCUCCUGAUCCACAGAAAUAUCAAAAAAUGGUUUGGGCGACAAACUAUUGCAGGAUGGCGAGCCAAGUUAUGUUCACGCUCUUCUUUGCGGGUUCCAUGUUCGCCCCAAAAGCCAUUAUCAACGGCAUGAACAUUCAGGACUUUCUGCAAUCCCAUUUUUUGGACGCCAUCUCUUUUCUAUUGAUCUCGAUCAAGCAGAAAGUACCAGAGCUUCUGAACAAGACAUUACUCGGAGUGGAGUCGUUAAACGAGCCCAAUUCUGGGUACUACGGGUAUCCCGAUCUUGAACAAUACCCCCCAUCUCAGGAAUUAAGGCUCGGAACAUGUCCGAAGCCAAUUGAGGGCAUGAGGCUGGGAAUGGGGUUGCCGCAGGAGGUGGAUAUCUAUUCGCUCUCUGUGUUCGGGCCCCGUAAAAACGGCUCUCGGCUUAUCGACCCAAACGGGGUCAAAGCAUGGGUCAGUGACGAUAAAAUGGACAAGCAUUAUGGUUUUGAAAGGAGUUCAGGCUGGAAGCUUGGGGAGUGUAUUUUUGCGCAGCACAAUGUAUGGGAUCCUAGAUCAGGCCAAGUUAUGAUUUCUGACUAUUUCGGCAGAGACCCAGAUACAGGCGACACUUUAGAUGAUCAGACGUUCAUCAAUACCCUUUUUGUUGACUUUUGGGCGAAAUGGAAAAGCAUGGUGAGGAAAGUGGAUGCUGAUCUGUACGUGAUAAUGCAGCAUCCUGUCAUGGCGAUUCCUCCUGCUUUGAAAGGAACGCCACAUAUCGAUAGCAGAACUGCAGUUGCGCAGCAUUACUAUGACGGAAUGUCGCUUAUGUUCCAGACAUGGAACAGAAAAUACAACGUUGACACGUUGGGAAUCUUACGGGGCAAAUACCUCAAUCCCGUUUUUGGGCUAGUUUUUGGGGAGAAAAACAUUCGCAAAUCGUUUAAAAAUCAAUUUGCGCAGCUCAAGAAAGAGGCCAAUGACGCGGUUGGGCCAAGCGUGCCGGUAAUUAUCACGGAAACUGGAAUGCCCUUUGAUAUGGAUUACAAAAAGGCCUACUCUGACGGAGAUUACAGCUCUCAGGAGAGUGCGAAUGAUGCGCUACAGUCCGCGCUUGAGCAUACAAACCUCAACAGUACCUAUUGGUGCUACAACUCGCGCAAUUGCCACAAAUGGGGAGACAACUGGAAUCUGGAAGAUUUCUCUCUGUACUCCAAGGAUGAUGUGGAUGACAAAAAGAAUGAGUAUUGGAUGAGGGCUGGAGCGUAUGGAACCACAACAAUUGGCACUUAUCUAGAGUGGAUAACGAAUUCCUCUUCCAGUCUGGACACCACAUCUAAAAAAUCAGAGGCUGACGAAGAAGAGAUCGAACUUGAGAAUAAGGUCAUCUCGUUGAUGAAUGGAACCCGUGCGGCUCCUGCUGUUGUGCGCCCGUAUGGUGUUCUUGUGAAUGGCACAGUGAUUUUCAGCGAGUUUGAUCUCAAAAAUGUCACAUUCGUGAUGGAAAUCGAUACCCGUGUCCAAUUGCACAAAAAGGCCCCCUCCGUGAUAUAUUUACCUGAACUCCACUUUCCGCCAGGCCAAUUUGAAGUUCGGGUUACCAACGGCACAACCUCUUAUCGCCACAACAAGUUCGUCCAGCUAGUAGAGUGGGACCACGACGUACAGAUUGGGAAUAUACGAAUCGAGGUGAGCAGCUACGCAGGUCAGGAUGAUUACGACUACGGUGAAAGGGGCACUUUAAAAGCCCUUGCCUGCGGGUACUUAUGA
Messenger RNA from Ogataea haglerorum, 2568 nucleotides. RefSeq lists its product as uncharacterized. Bases 1 to 2568 code for a protein of 855 amino acids. The record is from RefSeq and is a predicted model, not a curated record. The transcript has 2 exons. Gene Ontology annotation, biological process: ergosteryl 3-beta-D-glucoside catabolic process. Lineage: Eukaryota; Fungi; Ascomycota; Pichiomycetes; Pichiales; Pichiaceae. Gene Ontology annotation, molecular function: steryl-beta-glucosidase activity.